Molecule: messenger RNA, 1050 nt
Organism: Acanthosepion pharaonis
Lineage: Eukaryota; Metazoa; Mollusca; Cephalopoda; Sepiida; Sepiidae
Source: the annotation of a GenBank genome assembly
AUGAAGGUUCCACAACUUCAACUAGCAAAGGCAUUCUGUUCACAAAAGAACUCUACAUUCUUCCGUUUGUUAAUUGCUCAUAAGUUCCAAGCUGUCUUUUUUAUAAUCUCUUCUGCAUUACUUUUAUAUCUUUCUCUCUCAUUUUUGUCUCCCUCUCUCAUAUUUGUCUCUCUUCUGAAACAUCUCCCUUUCUAUUUUGUUUCCUCUUGCUUUCUCUAUCCUCCUGUCACUGUAGGCCUUUUUUAUAAUCUCUUCUGCAUUACUUUUAUAUCUUUCUCUCUCAUUUUGUCUCCCUCUCAUAUUUGUCUCUCUUCUGAAACAUCUCCCUUUCUAUUUUGUCUUUUUUAUAAUCUCUUCUGCAUUACUUUUAUAUCUUUCUCUCUCAUUUUGUCUCUCUCUCUCAUAUUUGCCUUUUUUAUAAUCUCUUCUGCAUUACUUUUAUAUCUUUCUCUCUCAUUUUUGUCUCCCUCUCUCAUAUUUGUCUCUCUUCUGAAACAUCUCCCUUUCUAUUUUGUUUCCUCUUGCUUUCUCUAUCCUCCUGUCACUGUAGGCCUUUUUUAUAAUCUCUUCUGCAUUACUUUUAUAUCUCUCUCUCUCAUAUUUGUCUCUCUUCUGAAACAUCUCCCUUUCUAUUUUGUUUCCUCUUGCUUUCUCUAUCCUCCUGUCACUGUAGGCCUUUUUUAUAAUCUCUUCUGCAUUUCUUUUAUAUCUCUCUCUCUCAUAUUUGUCUCUCUUCUGAAACAUCUCCCUUUCUAUUUUGUUUCCUCUUGCUUUCUCUAUCCUCCUGUCACUGUAGGCCUUUUUUAUAAUCUCUUCUCAUUUUCUUUUAUGUCUUUCUCAUUUUUCUUGGUUUUCCCAAUGAAAUAUUGUACUGACCUUCAUAUCAGCUGGUAUUUUCACCUGUCAUUUGUGACUCUGACACUCUUUCUCCCCAUCUCUUUCCUCUCCACUGGUUUGGUCUUCAACAACCUGCUACCAAUAUUAUCCUGCUUAAACACAACUUCAGCAGUCUCCUGGUAUUUCCAAACCCAACUGACCAAAAAUUAUUGA